UAUUUCAAGACUGAUUGGCAGAUGCGGUGUCUGCUGGUGCAGGUAUCGUAGAGAAGUAAAACGACAUGCGGAUGUUUGCGAAGAAAAGGGUUUUAUCAGUCAUAGCGGGGAUGAUGGUUUUGUCAUGCAUACUUUAUGUUAGAGACAACACAGGGACGGGGUAUCUGCCUCCCCCACUUCCGGUGAGGACAACCGGGGCACCGAGACUAUUCACUACUGACAAAGAGUCCACAAGCCUCUUCAGACAGUUUUCAGGCCUCUUCAACCGAUCUCUCCCGUGCAACACGACCCACCCCUGUCGACCCAAAGCUCGCACCAAAGUCAUUCUGCUCACGUACAUGCGCAGUGGCUCGACAUUUACAGGAGACAUCCUUUCUAAGCACCCGGAUGUGUUUUACUUCUUCGAGCCGCUUCACUUCCUGGUACAGGAAACACACACCGUAUUCGAUUAUUUGCGAAAACGGAAAUUUCGAUAUCACCAUCGCAACAAAACUCGAAUCUCCGGCUACAGUUUCAAGCGGUACCUGAUCCGAAGGGUCAUGUCGGCCCUACUGAACUGUGACUUUGAGAAGAUGGACAUCGAUACGCUUAGCCAGUUUCAUCUCAGAAACAGCCGCACAACGAAGUCGUUCUCCGACUGUUUGCAAGACAAGCCUGGCAUAUUUGGUCUCCUUCAUUGUCUGCCUGAACUCUACAAGGCGUGCCUCAACGCCAAGGUGAUUCUCACCAAAACCAUCGCCCUCAACAUGAAGAUAGCCAGGGAAAUUAUGUCUCGGGACUCCAAGGUGCGGGUCAUCCACCUUGUGCGUGACCCACGGGCAACUAUUUGGUCAGAAGGGCGGUACAGUUAUUAUAAAUUGAAAGAUUUCUGGACGUUUGUUGGAACUUUUUGCAAGAACCUAUUGGAUGACUUACAAGUUAUUGACAGAAUCAAAAAGAGAGUUCCCAAACGAGCUCAUGUGGUUCUGUACGAAAAUUUAGCAGAGCAUCCACUUAAUAUAUCUCAGAAGUUGUAUGACGUCUUGAAGCUGCCGUUGACCCCUUCAGUGUAUGACCAUGUAGUGAACAUUACAAUGAGGGGACAUGAAGAGAACUGUUCCAUGUGUAUUUCUAAAGCCGACUCGGCCAGGGCCUCCCAGGAAUGGCGUCUUCAUCUGGAGUACGACAAGGUCAAAUUUAUUGAUGAAGAAUGUCAACAGGUGUACGACUACCUUGGUUAUAAACCUGUCGAGAGCAAGGCUGUCUAUACUAAUUUGUCCAUCCCAUUACACACGUGGCCUAUUAUUUGAUCAAAGGAAUUUAUGCAUAGGUAAAGGUCUAUACAUGAACUGUUUUCUUCGUGUGAACUGCCAUUGCCCCCAUGGUUAGAGUAGGUCCCUUUGCUGGUUGCAAGAGGAGACCAAAUGGAUCGUGUGGUCAGGCUCGGUGACUUGGUUGACAGCGUGUUAUCGUACCCCGACGGCGUGGAUCGAUGCUCACAAUGUCAACCUCUAGAUGGUCUGGUCCAGACUCGAUUAUUCACAGGCCGCCGUCAUGUAGCUGUAACAUUGCUGAGUGCGGCGUUAAACUACAAACGUGUCCAGUUCGAGCCCAGGGUUCGUGCAGAAAGCCAAAGAUCACGGUCUUGAGGCUGGUAAAAGAUUUGCCUCAUGUUUAAUAAAUACGGGUAUGUUGUGUGUCACAGAAGAAAAUCUUUGACUCCUACUUUCAAUAAAAGAAUGUGUGCGUC
Messenger RNA from Haliotis rufescens (red abalone), 1729 nucleotides. Its product is annotated as carbohydrate sulfotransferase 4-like. Bases 66 to 1289 code for a protein of 407 amino acids. Gene Ontology annotation, molecular function: N-acetylglucosamine 6-O-sulfotransferase activity. Lineage: Eukaryota; Metazoa; Mollusca; Gastropoda; Lepetellida; Haliotidae. The transcript is spliced from 6 exons. The record is from RefSeq and is a predicted model, not a curated record. Gene Ontology annotation, biological process: sulfur compound metabolic process; N-acetylglucosamine metabolic process.